This is a messenger RNA of Hydra vulgaris (swiftwater hydra), 3109 nucleotides long. RefSeq lists its product as uncharacterized. Lineage: Eukaryota; Metazoa; Cnidaria; Hydrozoa; Anthoathecata; Hydridae. The record is from RefSeq and is a predicted model, not a curated record.
AAAUAAUUAACAAACUAUGACCAAAAAAUUUUUAUUUUGAAAUUCUAACCCUUUACAAAUACCUCUGUGGUAUUUAUAAGUAAACCGGAUUCUACGAUUUUAGGAGACACCACUAUUUAAAAAUAUUUCGAAAUUUGUAUUACAGUACAGUGUAAAUACAUGUUCACAAAUAAAUCAACAUUGUACUUCUUCCACUCGUUUUCCAUGCUUGCCCAUGGCAACCUUAAAUACAUUUCACUGUUUAUCUUUCGUUAUUAUUUAUUCAUGACUCCAUUAAUAAAAUAUUCAUUAAAUACAACUGUAUAUUAUUUCUAUGGUAAUACAAACCAUUUAGCGAAAUGAACUGAGUAGAAAUAUUUAAAAACAAAAUUAAAUUAACGGAUUAUAUCGCAUGUUUGUUUAGGAACAAUUAUUAUGCAUCUAUAAUUUUAUAUAAAAAAAGUUUAAACAUUUAUACCAUUGAUAUAGUUUUUCUAGAGUUUUUAUAGAACAAAUAAGAUAUGGAGUUAUUAAAAAAAGCAGUCGAAAAAAUUGAAAAAAGUAUCCAUGGAAAGCAUGUUAUGAUACUUAUUGACACUUCUGGAUCGAUGUAUGAAGUUAUCGAAGUUAUUAAACAAGCGGUAAAAGAAUUAAUUAAACUGAUCUCAAUGAGAAAUAAUUCAAAAUUUAACAUAAUUUCUUUUUCAAAGUUGAUAACUUCCUAUUCUAAUAAAAUGGAAUCGUGUACAGAAGAAAAUCUGAACUCUGCCUACAGCUGGAUUUCUUCUUUAAUAUGUGAAAAUGCAACAAACAUGUUAUCAGGUCUUGUUGCAGCAUUUAGUGAGCAGUAUUGUGAUUCAUUAGUUUUGUUUACGGAUAGUUUACCAAAUCAAAGACCUUCAGUUGUUUUAAAAUUUGUAAAUGAACUUUCUGAAUCUAGACCAAUCAAUUCCAUUUAUAUUAAUAAUGGGUAUGUUGAUCCAAAGGUUGAAGAAUUCCUCCUUUCUCUUUCUGUUUCUACAAAUGGGUCUUCACAUACCCUCACACAAUUUAAUAAUGCCCUUGAGCAUAAACAAAAUUUUCCUCCGUGUAAAGAAAUUAUAACUUAUUGUUAUGAUUCCCUAUCUAGUUGCUCAGAAACUUCAGAUGAUGAAGAAAAUGAAGUCUCUUCAGAUGAUGAAAAAGUUUUAAACAUUGGAGAUAGAUACAAUAUAGUUGGCAUGACUGUUCUUGCAAAAAGAGUUCAUGAUGGUUAUUUUUACAAGGGAAUAGUCAUAAGAUCAUACCCAGAUGUAGAUGAAGUUCUUGUCUCUUUUCUUCCUUCAAAGAAAGCAUUACAGUAUGAAUCAAUUGGUCUUUCUGAAAUUUUACUUUAUGAUAACAUAAAGAAGCUUAAGGCAUAUAUCGGUGAUCGAGUACUUGUUAAUUUUGAUUCAAAGAAAAAAUAUGUGCCUGGAACAGUUCGAGAAAAUAAACAUGAAUCUACUGACAAACUUGUGUCAUUAAAUAUGCUAAGAGUUGAAAUGUUUGAUGGAAAUAUUAAAACAAUCCCAAUGACAUCUGUUUUUCCUAUUAAUGAGAAAAUAUAUUUGGAAUGUGUAAACUCUAUUUUGUUAAAUAGUUCACAUUCAAUAACUAAAAAGGUUGUUUUACCUACAGUAAAAAGACAUUGUAAAAUGUCACAUGAAAUAACAGGAAAUAAGUUUCUAUCUGGUAAGCAUAAUAAAAAGAUUCUUACAAGAGAAGAGUUGAGUGAGAAAAUAGAAGCACAACUUAAAGAAAGUAAAGCUUUGUUAAACAGCCUCAAUAUUUAUGAAGAACCUGUAAAUUACUUCCAUCACCAUGGCUCUCCGUGUUAUGAUGAUUAUGAUAGUGGUUUUGCUGGAGAAAGUUUAGAAGAUUCAAAAGUUUCACAUGUAAAGUUUACACCAAAACCACCACAAUCUAAAAAGUUAACAGUCGAUGAAAUUGAAAGUUCAGAUAGCAAUACUUCAGAAGACCAACAAAGUUUUAUUAGAACAAGAACUUACACUAAUCCUCAAAGUGUGCAACCACCAUCAACUUGGAACAACAAACAUUCCUUACCCCAGAGUCAAUGGAAAAGAAAACAUUCAUCAAGUGUAGGAAGUAAUGUUGUGGAAAGAUCGAAAAAGCAUUGGGUUGGGCGACCUUUAAAUAAAGACAUGUCUCAUUUAAAAGCUCGUCGGUUCAAUAAGAAGCCAUUUGCUGAUGAUUACCAAUCUGUUGAUGGAACUCCAAUGCCAAGAAAAACUGAUUUUCAUGUAAAAAAACAAGAAAGUAUUGUUCAUUAUCAAGAAAGCGAUAUACCAUAUCAGCAUUUCCAACAUCAUGACAUAAUUGGACAUCGUGUAGUUGAAUAUAAACCUGUGUAUAUAAAAAAUCCAUCACCAAACCCAUCUUCUUCAAGCAAAUGUGAAGUUAAAACUGUUCAAGAAAACCUGAAUGUAAAUAACAUUUAUGAAAAGAAAGAAAAAAUAAAAAGACAAAAUGAAGGAAAAAAUACAAAAGUAAAUAAUAGUUAUGAACAAAGAGAACAUACUAAAAGAGAAAAUGAAGUCAAAAAACAGGAAGAAAAUAAAAAAAUAUUACUUAAACAACACAAAGAGAUUGAUACUAAUGCUUACAAUAGGAUCAAAAUUAUUAUUGAGCGAGACAAUGAAAAAGCCAACUAUAAACAAAAAAAAGUUAAAGACCGUAUUCAAAUGGAGUAUGAUAGAGAGGAUUCUAAACAAAAACAGAAGUUUGCUCGAAUAAAUGCAAUGGCAGAAAAACGAACGAAUUAUUUAACAGCCAACCAUGGAAACAUUGAAGAAAAAAGUUCCCAAACUGAGAUACCUCCAUCUCAAAAAAGACUAGAUUUUGAAAGACAACGCGUUGAAAACCAAAUUCAAAACCACGAAGCCAAAAUUCAACGUUUAAAAGCUAUUAGAAAAUAUACUGACGCAAGAGUGGAAACAUUAAAACGGAACAAUGAUAAAGCCCGUGAUAUAAACGAAUAUGUGAAAAAUCAACAACUGUCUAAUAAUCGUGCGAAUAUUUUACCUUAAUUGACUAAUAUUGAUUUUAUAUUAACUUGUAAAAAAAUUAUUUAUUAGAGUUUUUUAAUACA